This is a messenger RNA of Fraxinus pennsylvanica, 378 nucleotides long. NCBI's taxonomy places the organism in Eukaryota, Viridiplantae, Streptophyta, Magnoliopsida, Lamiales, Oleaceae. The record is from the annotation of a GenBank genome assembly.
AUGCCGAAUGAGGAAGAUGAAGAGUUGCCAAGACUCUUUGACGGGUUGGCUAAAUUUGCGUUGGAAAACAAGGCUGAGAAAAACAUGAUUCAUCUUGACAAGAAGGUGCCAACUGGGGCAGGACUUGUUCGUGGUAGUAGUAAUGCCGCCACAACUUUAUGGGCAGCAAAUCAGUUUAGCGGCUGUGUUGCCAACGAAAAAGAACUCCAACAAUGGACAGAUCAAAUUGGUUCGGAUGUCCCAUUCUUUUUCUCUCAUUGCAUGGCUAUUGUACAGGUCGAGGUGAGGGUACAAAAUCAAAUAGCAUUUGUAUUCAAUGUUGAGGUUGUUGUAGAUACUGCUUUGCCUUUCACAUCCAGGUCCAAUGUUCCAGCAUAG